UCAUUUUGCCAAAAGAGUAUAAAAUCAAACACCACAAAAGUCAAAAAGUACAACCUGUGAAGCAGAACGCACAACUCGUGGAAGCAUCAUUUCCUCUCUCCUCUCCACCCAUUUUUUCGUGUACGUCUUCACCAUCACAGCCACACCAUUUGCAUGAAAUCCGAGCAAAAACCCAUCUCAAAUUCAUCCCAAUUUUGGAAACCCUAACCAAUUUAGGUAGAAAUCAGAACCCAAAAAUCGCUUCUUUAUUAUGUAUACACAAACAGCAAUUUGAGUUUUGAUUCAAUUUCUUCCACUUUCAGUAACUCCAAUUAAGCAAAAAAAAAAAAAAUGGAGUUGAUUUGCUCGAGCUGUACACACAUUUCAUCAUCUUCGCCGUUGCUUUCGCCGGUGAUUAAUUACCCGAAGAACCACCGGAAUUAUGUGAAAUUGAAUCGGAAGUAUUCAACUAGAAGAACCGUGAGAAUUCGAGCGCGGAAGAGCGAUUCGUUGGUACAAGUCGAGAAGCCCCUAGGUACAAGCAGUAAUAGCGCGUUAGACCAGCUUGAUAUUGAACGCGGUGUUUGUGUUCCCUUCCGAAAGUACACCCCAGAGUCAGUGAGCAAUAAAGUACUGGAGUCGAGAGGGGCAAUAUUGUCAUUAAUUGGUAGAGGAGUGCAAAUUGUAUGGAAUUUGGGAUUCUAUUGGUCCACCUUGAUGUAUGAUUGCUUUGUGGGUCGUGAUGAAGAAGUUGUUCCUUUCCGUGCACGUCAACUAAGGAAUCUGCUCUGUGACUUGGGUCCUUCUUUCAUCAAAGCUGGGCAGGUGCUUGCGAAUAGGCCUGAUAUUAUUAGAGAGGAUUACAUGAAUGAACUUUGCAUCCUUCAAGAUGAUGUUCCUUCUUUCCCUAAUGAGAUCGCUUUUGCCAUCAUAGAAGAGGAACUGGGACAACCACUUGAGGCUGUUUUCAGCAAAAUUUCAUCAGAGACGAUUGCAGCAGCAAGCUUGGGUCAAGUAUAUCGAGCCACACUUCGAUCUUCUGGAGAAGAUGUUGCUAUUAAGGUGCAAAGGCCUGAGAUAGAGCCCAUCAUUUAUAGAGAUCUUUUUCUAUUUCGUACGCUAGCUUCAUUUUUGAAUGGCAUCAGCCUGCAGAAACUGGGUUGUAAUGCAGAGCUUAUAGUUGAUGAAUUUGGUGAAAAGCUUUUGGAGGAGCUUGACUAUACCUUGGAAGCCCGUAAUAUUGAAGAUUUUCUUGAGAACUUUAAGGACGACCCUACAGUUAAAAUUCCCCGUGUUUAUAAGCAACUUUGUGGUUCACGUGUGUUAGUGAUGGAGUGGAUCGAUGGAAUUCGAUGCACAGACCCUCAGGCUAUCAAGGAUGAAGGAAUUGAUGUAGCCGGGUUUUUGACUGUUGGAGUGAGUGCCGCCCUGCGACAGUUGCUAGAGUUUGGUCUAUUUCAUGGUGACCCGCACCCUGGAAAUAUAUUUGCCAUGCGUGAUGGGCGUAUUGCUUACGUGGAUUUCGGGAAUGUGGCUGUUCUCAGUCAGCAAAAUAAACAAAUUCUUAUCGACGCCGUUGUCCAUGCUGUAAAUGAAGACUAUGCUGAGAUGGCCAAUGAUUUUACCAGGCUCGGUUUUCUGGCCAGUGGAACCGAUGUCUCCCCAAUUGUUCCUGCUUUGGAGUCAAUAUGGCAGAACUCUGUUGGAAAAGGGCUUUCCGACUUUAACUUUAGAAGUGUUACAGGCAAGUUUAAUCAACUAGUUUACAAUUAUCCAAUUCGCAUUCCAGAGAGGUUCUCUCUCGUUAUUCGCUCUCUGUUGACUCAAGAAGGCAUUUGCUUCACCCUGAAGCGCGAUUUCAAGUUCCUCGAGGUUGCCUAUCCUUAUAUAGCAAAGCGUCUUCUCACAGAUCCAAAUCCUGCUUUACGUUCACGUCUUAUUCAGGUUUUAUUUAAAGACGGGGUUUUCCAGUGGAAACGGCUCGAGAACCUAAUUGUUCUAGCAAAGGAAAACGUGUCAAAGAUGAGCAGCAACCCCGCUUAUCAGGGAAACAACACAGAAAGGUCUACGGAGCAUCAAGCUCUGAACAAAUUGGACCUCACAGACACAAUCAAAGACGGGACCCGCCUUUUCCUAAUCGACGAAGGGAUUCGAAGGCAGCUUCUUCUUGCUCUUACCGAAGAUUCCAAGCUUCAUAUUCAAGAGCUUGUAGAUGUGUACAGACUGCUCGAGGACCAAAUAGACGUACGUUCAGUAGCUUUGCAAGUAGCUCAAGAUCUUCCUUCGGUUGCUCGAGAUGUAAUGCUUUCUUGGAGUGCAUCUGUCUUGUCUAAUCGAUAGAUAAGCUCAGUUUUUGGUGUCUUAUAUAUACAUACACUUAUACAUAUAUGUAUGUUGUAAAAUGUGAUUUGUGUAGUUGUGCUUGAGGAAGUUAUAUAAAUAACUCAAAUUCAAGUUUUGUAUAUAUAGCUACAAUUAUUUAUACAUAGAAAAAAAUACUAUAUUUCUCAAA
Messenger RNA from Erythranthe guttata (spotted monkey flower), 2491 nucleotides. RefSeq names its product Protein kinase superfamily protein (gene ACDO1). Gene Ontology annotation, molecular function: ATP binding; protein kinase activity. Gene Ontology annotation, biological process: protein phosphorylation. The record is from RefSeq and is a predicted model, not a curated record. Lineage: Eukaryota; Viridiplantae; Streptophyta; Magnoliopsida; Lamiales; Phrymaceae.